CGGAAGCCCUAAAUCCCCUAAUUCUAAGCAGACAACCUCUUCAAAGAGGUUGGGUUUGGGAGGGUUUUACCAUCUUGGCUCUUCUUCACUUCUUAAAACUGGCAAAUGUUUUCACAGUGGUUAUCACAUUGCCACAUCUCAGAGAAGUUUUGGGGUAUGCUUUAGCGCCGGGGCCGGCAUUGAACCAGCAGCUGCUGGAUCUUUCCCAGAUCCUAAUACACUAAAGGGUUGGCUGAUUGGGAUUCUGAUAUCUAUGGUUAUACCAUUUCUCCGUCACAAAUUAGGGUCUCUUACGCAAAUUAAAAAUUCUAUAGAACAGGCGGAAGAAGUGGUCCACAGUUUAGAGAAGGUGGCGGAGGUGGUGGACAAAGUGGCUGAAGAUAUAGGUGAGAAUCUUCCGGCCGGAAAAUUGAAAGAUGCGGUGGCGUUGGUGGAACAUGCGGCUGAGAAAGCGGAUAAGAAUGCUGAAAAGUUAGAAGAGCUAAUUGAUAAGGUGGAAGAAAUGGAAGAAAAGGUGGAGGAAGGCAUUGAGUCGUUUGUUGAAAUGGCGAGCAACAAAUCUCAAGAAUAUACUCUUAAUAAAUCUGCAAGUGUGAAAAAUUUGUAAACCCAAAAUGGAGUACGGACAAUUUCACCAGUUUUACUUUCUUUUUUUAUUAUUUCAAAAUAAGUAUCAUAUUAUUUUAGUUUCAAG
Molecule: messenger RNA, 694 nt
Organism: Cuscuta europaea
Lineage: Eukaryota; Viridiplantae; Streptophyta; Magnoliopsida; Solanales; Convolvulaceae
Source: the annotation of a GenBank genome assembly